AACAGUUUCAUUUAGUAUCAUUUUUGUCACACCGGUCAUCAAGGAGCAAUCUACGACCAUGCCUCUCUUCAGGGAACUCUUGGUUGUACUUUUGGCCUUCACGACCGUUGCACUGGGGCAGAUGAUCGGCCAAGAUGACAGGAGUCAUAAGGCUGCCGGCAAUUCACUCCUGAAGAAAUACUUCGGGUACGCUACCAACAAAGAGUACUUAAAGAAAGAGAUAAGUUCCUUCUUUCAUCCAAAGCCUUUCUACUCGAAGAAUUCCAUUAAUGAUUACGGUGGAAAUGGAAUGAAUGACUUUAAUUACAAGCCAUCUUCAUCGAAAUCGAAAGAAACCUUACCAAUUCCUCAGUUUACUGGAAAUGGAUUGAAUGACUUCAAGUACAAUCCAUAUUCAUCGAAAUCGAUACAAACCUCAUCCGUUCCUCAGUUUACUCAUAAUUCCGUAACAAGAAAAUCGUCAACAACGCCAUCAUCGGAGGUGAAAGAAACCACCAUCGUUCCCGAGUCAACUCCCAUUCAGUCUGUGACAGAACAGCCAUCAUCACCACCUCUGAGCUCUCCUUGUCAAACUCCGGCGCAAUGGGAGGGAAAAGCCACAGAGUGGGACCACAUCAAGGGCGUCAAAAACCAUUUCCACAUCACCUUUGAUGGCAUUAACCGAAGCAAGCGGAUCCUGGUAGAUAAACACGCCAAAAUCCUAGGAAAAAGUAUUUACGAGUACAUCAUGCUUUAUGAUGAAGGGAUACAAUACGUCAUCAAUCAUGACAACAACACAUGCACAGUGGAACAGCUAGGAACAUGGAGUAACUUCACCAUUCCAUCCAAUGCUACUCUUGAGGAAUCCUAUGAGAUUGCAGGAAGUGGCGUCAUGGUGCAGGAGUGGUCAGAUAGAAUUCCAGGAAAGCAAAAGGAAAGUUGGAUUGGUACAUUCACUUACCCUGGUUGUUUGCCAGUGAAAGAAAUCGUCAUGGAGAAGGAUGAGCACCACACGACUGUCCAUUCAGUUAGUACCAAGUUCAUUGGCAUCCGGAUUGGCAUCACAAACAUCUCAGUGUUCACACCUCCAUCAUUCUGUAAGAAAGCUACAUCUCCAGUCAAGGACACUGAUCAAACAAAUGUCGAUACGUCAGAAGAAGAAUCGGGUGACAAAGUUCUUGAACGGUCCGGAGAUGGAUCUGGUGAGUGGUCCGGAGAUGGACUAUCAGGCGAAGGGUCUGCUGGUGGAUCUUUCGAAUCGGCCAGUGAGGAUAUGUCAGGAGAGGGGUCAGGUGACGAAGUUCUUGAAUGGUCUGGAGAUGGACUAUCAGGCGAAGGGUCUGGUGGUAAUUCUUUUGAAUGGGUCAGUGAGGAUAUGUCAGGAGAAGGAUCGGGUGACGAAGUUCUUGAAUGGUCCGGUGACAGAUCUGGUGAAUGGUCUGGAGAUGGACUAUCAGGUGAAGGGUCUGGUGGUGGUUCUUUUGAAUGGGCCAGUAAGGAUAUGUCAGAAGGGUCAGGUGACGGAUCUGGUGAAUGGUCUGGCGACUGGUCUGGUGAAGGUUCUGGUGAAUAAAAUCUUGAAUGGUGUGGCAUUUGUGGGCCCGUUGUAUAAGAUACUCUUAUUUGUAACUUUGCCAUCCAACAGUUGUCCUCUAAAAUUUCAUAAUUUCAUGCAAAGGAAUCGUGGUGAGUGUUCCGGUGAGGAAAUGUGUCUUGAGGACUUAGGUAGAGUCAUCUGUAUGUUUUGGUAAGAAAUCCUCGAUUGAAGGGCCAAGGAGGGUUCAUUGUAUGGUAAGCUGAAUGAUCUAUUUAGUAUUCAAGUGUUUGGAUUAGCAUUCUCUGGCCAGUUUAGAUAUACAGAACCUCAAAUGCACAAAUGACAAAACUAUUUUGAAUCACCAAUUUUUAACAAAGACUUCUUGGCUGUUCAUCGUCAUGAAGGGGAUUUGAUUCAUUUUCUGUUCUUGAAUCUAUAGUGUGUUGUGGAGAAGAAUUUCCCUUUAAACGAUGAAUAUGUUGCAGUAAUGACAUUAUUUUAUGAAGUGGGGUUUAGCGCAAUAUAUGGAAUAUUUGAAUAUGGUAGAAGCAGAGUUAUAAAUU
Lytechinus variegatus (green sea urchin) is the source of this 2079-nucleotide messenger RNA. RefSeq names its product hyphally regulated cell wall protein 1-like. Lineage: Eukaryota; Metazoa; Echinodermata; Echinoidea; Temnopleuroida; Toxopneustidae. Gene Ontology annotation, biological process: cell-matrix adhesion. The coding region runs from base 59 to 1552 and encodes 497 amino acids. Gene Ontology annotation, cellular component: extracellular region; lysosome. The transcript is spliced from 3 exons. The record is from RefSeq and is a predicted model, not a curated record. Gene Ontology annotation, molecular function: calcium ion binding.